CUGUUUGAAGGCUCUACUAGAGUGAACAGUUUUCAGGGUUUCUGGGUGACCGUACCACAGAUAGGCACGUCAUUCAUUUACACCACCGUCUACGAGAAGUUACGAGCUGUUCUACAACAGGAUUUCGGUAUGAAGUCUGUGGCCGGCAUUUCUAGCAUAUCCGGUGGAGCAGCAAGUUUUGCAUCUCAGGUGAUUUUUGUGCCCACCGAUAUCAUAUCCCAGUUCAUGAUGGUAUACUACAACGCCGAUAAGUUCAUCUCAGGAAACGACAAGGCUGUUAUCGAGUACUUACGUAAUGAAAAGAACCCUCGUCUAACACUGGGAUUACGUUGUCUAAGAGCAAUAUAUAAAGUUGAUGGGCUGAAAGGAUUCUAUCGGUACGGUUCUUUCAAGGUUCUUACGUCUAGUGAUCGUUGA
Molecule: messenger RNA, 417 nt
Organism: Cooperia oncophora
Lineage: Eukaryota; Metazoa; Nematoda; Chromadorea; Rhabditida; Trichostrongylidae
Source: the annotation of a GenBank genome assembly